Paramuricea clavata is the source of this 1629-nucleotide messenger RNA. Lineage: Eukaryota; Metazoa; Cnidaria; Anthozoa; Malacalcyonacea; Plexauridae. The record is from the annotation of a GenBank genome assembly.
AUGGCUUAUUCGACGUGCGAUACAAGUGUUCUUCGAGAUGCUAUUUUAAGAAUGUGGACACCCGUUGUUGGCGCAAGGUCAUUUAAUGAGGUUAUGGUGGGGAACGCACAUAAAAUAAAUACUGUCUUCGGGCAAAGUUAUUUUGGUCGCGUAAUGGUAAUGGAUAACCUCCCAUUCCGCCCGAUAUUCCCAUGUUGGGAAGAUUAUUCCGAUAAACAACCACCGUUCGAAAUUGAAAAGGAGAUACUCUCCGGAAGUUGGAGUGAAGGAUUGUACUUUUACGGUCAUUCAAACUUAAAAAUUCCAGACAUGGAUUAUAUGUUGAUCCUAAAAAAUAUUUCUUUCUCAGAAGAAGAUCAACUUUCUGGUAAAUUAACACUAAAGGAAGACACGCCGUUUGUUCAUGCUUACAUAACAGAUAAGAACGCCGUAAAAUUGUGGAAUGAUUUCUUCGCUGACCAAGAGGAUGUACAAGGCAAGAGAUUGUCUUCUAGGAAACUAAAAGAAAGGCUGAACCAGAAUCACAAUAAAUUGUUUACAUGCUUUGGGAAUGCUAAUUCAAACGAUGUUGACGACGGAGCUACCAUAUACAUCAAUAGAAUCGCGUAUUACGACCCCGCUUUAAAGGCAGCCCAUGAUGCGCUUACCAAAGUCAAAGACUAUUCUUCAGAUAUGGAAAGUAAGCAGUGUAUGCUAGGCGAAAUAGAAGAUUUUACCAGAGAAUUGAUAACUUUCACAGGUUGGGAUAUUGUAUUAGCUAUAUCGUGCGAAGGUUGGCCGUCUUGUGCAAAAGAAUGGAUAACCCGGGAUCGAAUAUGGCCGCAUGAUGAUUUGGUGCAUAAAAUCACUCACGAUGACGGUUUCCACAUUGUUCCCAAGAGAUCGACAGAAGGAGAUUUUCGAUUGUCGUUCUCGUUUGCUGAGACUACAUUAAUUGAAAACCUGACUGAGCUGCAGCAUAAAGUAGUUCGUUCUUUUAAAGCUGUAGUAAAAUACCAUCAGAAUACUUGGAGUCCAAAUAUCAAGGAAAUUAUCACAACAUAUCAUCUAAAAACAAUCGCCUUUUGGCAUUUUGAAAGAACAAUACAAGAUUCCAUCACUGAGCAGACAGUGGUCACUCAUCUUAUUUUAUUGCUUCAGCUGGAACUGGCAGAAGCAUUACGAACGCGUGAGCUUCCAAUGUAUUUUAUGCCAAAGGUCAACCUCUUUGGAAAUGUUGAAAAUCCUGAGGAUGCCCUUGAUAUAGCGGAAAAGAUCGACAAACUUUCCCACGAUUUUCCCCUUGUUGUAAUAGCUAUAGAGAACAUCACCUCUGGCUUUGAACGACAUACUAGCCUUGCACAAAAUAUAAUAGAAAAAUGUAACGACUUUACAUACAGGCGAUACAGGAAAGGUAACCAAAGUGUAGUCCCAAAUCCUUCAAAAGAAAGAAUGCAAGAACUGUAUACGUGCUUUGGUACCAUACAGAGAUUGUGCAAAUGCCUGAACCCAAUGACCAACAUGCAAUUUACACCACAACAUGAGCGAAGAGUUCCAGGACAUGCAGAAGGAAUUGCAAAACCUGCGGGUAUUUUCGCAAUUCUACAGCAAUUCCAAUUUGAUACGGAAGAAUUAAUUGACUUAGAAUAA